UGUGUGUUGUGUUUAGAGGAGGGACUCCAUUUAAAGAAGACAGAAGUUCCUGGUUUACCAGUAAGGAAGGAAGAGAGGCAGCAGUAAACCAUUAGAGCGUCAACAUGAAAGUCCAUCACACCUUGAUCUGUUUCUUCUUCCUCUAGAAACAAGAAGCAGGAACUAUAAUGUUGCAACAACGUACAUCUUCUUUUGCCCAUGCUACACUCUUCCACCAAGUUUCAGGAAAAUCAGCUCUGCAGGAUGGAAACACUCUGGUCAAUGCCCAAACCAUUGUCUAUACAGGAACUGAAGGAGGAACUGUCACAGUUAAAUGCUCUUUUUCUUCUUCUGGACGCAGUAAGGUCUUCUGCAAGGGAAGAUGUAAUCAAGAGGACAUUCUCAUUCAAACUACUGGUGUUACAGCUCAAAAUGGCAGAUACAGCAUUCAAUAUGAAAGCACUGUUACAGAAGCAAAUGUUUUAGUGACCAUCACACAGCUGACCGAGUCAGACUCUGGACGGUACAGGUGUGGUUCAAGAGCUCAAUACCAGCAGAUUGAAAUCAUCGUUGUAGAUGUACUGCUGGAUGGAAAUCCUCCUGUAAGAACCCUCUAUCCAAGACCUGGAGGAAGUAUCACAGUUGCUUGUUUCUUUACUGUCUCUGAAAGCAGGAAGUACUUCUGUAAGGACGACUGUAAAGAAGAAGAUAUUCUUGUUGAAACAACUGGUUUCAGAGGUCAGAAAGGCAGAUACAAAAUUAGAUAUAUAAAAGGAUUUUCUACAGGAGGAUUUGUGUUUGUGAGGAUCACACAGCUGACCCAGUCUGACUCAGGACAGUACAGGUGUGGUCUGGACAGACCUUCAUCACAAGACCCUUACCAGGAGUUUAGGAUCAUUGUCACAGAUGAUUCAACCCAUUACGCAAACUUGAUUCUACCGGCUUUUUCAACAUCAGUCCCAUCAACCUUCACACCAACAACACAGCACGCAAGCUCUCAGUCUGAUCAGCAGCAGACAACAGCAACUACAGAUGUGCUGCUGUAUGUGAUCCUGAUUCUUGCCAUCAUCGUCAUCAUCUUGGGACUGGUACUGACCAUAAUCUGCAUUCAGAGGAAUGCCAAACUUGACUGUUGGAAGACCAGAGGGAACUCAGAUGACACAAACAUUGAGAUUGUCCCUUAUGAGAACAUUCCUCCAGUCUCUACAUUUGAAGACUCCAUCUACCAGAGCCUCGAUCCAGCCAUCAGGAAUCAGGACCAAACCUACUCUACACUCAAACACACACAACACACAUGAAACUGUUUGGAUUCAGGUCUGGAUUCUGUUUCUGUUCCUCAAAGGUCCAGUUUGUACGGUGAAAUAUGAAAAUGUGUUUCUCACUUUGCUGGUGUGUUACUUCUUUUCCAUGUUUUUUGUGUGAUGAUAAAUUCUUGAUUUGUUUGCUUUUUGUCUAUUUGAAUGUGUUUUUUUUAAUUUGAGCUCUCAGGGCCACUGUACAUUUGGAGUAAAUUGACUUUCUUUUCACAUGCUGCCAUUGUGAUGUAUUAACUAUGAUAUCGAUUUUAUAAUAAUAAUAAUAAGAAAUAUUAGUUUUUUAUAGUUUAAUAUUAUUAAUAAACAGCAUUUCAGUCAAAUAUAUAGUUACAUGUGUCAACCAUAUUCCAUAUUACUGUUCACUCUAAAUGUAUUAGCAUGUAGUCAGCUAUAGGUAACACUUCCAGCUGGCAGACAGUGGGUGCAAAUAUUUGGUAAAAUAUUGAAUACAAACUACAUAAGAACUAGUUUGUGUGAUUCAACUUGUUUUAAUGUAAUGAUGUAUAAAUCUCCACUUACAGACCCUUACAUAUAAUAAGGUUAAGUUUUAACCUUACAAACAACAGAUCUCCAUUACAUUUUCUGUGGAUAUUCAUGAUCGUGAGCUGAUGCUGCUGAGCAUCGGGUGUGGUUAUACAUGUACAUAUUUAUAUGUAAUACCCAUAUGUAUAUUUGUUGUUGGUAAAGCACUUUGGACCUUUGUGUUAAAAAGGUGCUAUAUAAAUAAAGCUUUACUUACUUA
Messenger RNA from Dicentrarchus labrax (European seabass), 2037 nucleotides. RefSeq names its product polymeric immunoglobulin receptor-like. NCBI's taxonomy places the organism in Eukaryota, Metazoa, Chordata, Actinopteri, Moronidae. The record is from RefSeq and is a predicted model, not a curated record. Gene Ontology annotation, molecular function: transmembrane signaling receptor activity. The transcript is spliced from 8 exons. Bases 168 to 1277 code for a protein of 369 amino acids. Gene Ontology annotation, cellular component: plasma membrane.